Molecule: messenger RNA, 3183 nt
Organism: Phyllostomus discolor (pale spear-nosed bat)
Lineage: Eukaryota; Metazoa; Chordata; Mammalia; Chiroptera; Phyllostomidae
Gene: IL23A
Product: interleukin 23 subunit alpha
Exons: 4
Coding region: 1965-2564 (199 amino acids)
Biological process (GO): positive regulation of T-helper 17 cell lineage commitment; immune response; positive regulation of T cell proliferation
Cellular component (GO): extracellular region; interleukin-23 complex
Molecular function (GO): cytokine activity
Source: RefSeq, a predicted model, not a curated record
AUUGUAUUAUUUCCCAUGUAAACAACUGCAAACUUACUUUGGCCCCACCCUGUAUAGUAGCCAUCAUUAUUAACCACCUGGGAAAACUUCAACUGGAUUUGAAGCCUGGGCAUCCAACUGGAAAGGUCUGCUUACAAGUGUCUUGUGAAUGAGAUUUGCAUAACGGCUAAAGCCCUGCUGACGUCAAAGGCCCCUUGCAGCUCCAGGUCAUAUCUAGUCCUGGAAGUAAUUCCUGUCACACGACAGUCCCACAGUCGCCCCACCAACCUUGCUUCCCACCCAGCUCCCGAAGCACCAGGAAGUGAAACAAAGCUGCAGAACCCCAUGCCUCCAGCUCACCCUUGUCCCUGUCAUCUCAUCCCUCAGGGCUCCACUUCCUCCUCCUCCUUUUCACCUUUCAUCUACUACCCUUUAGGGCUCCCAGAAUGGGGAUCAGAGGUGGGAAAAGCAUAGGACACAUUAUGCAAAAGUGAGGUGAGCUCCCUUACUUCCACUGGCUACCACCAAUUUCCUUAUUUCAUGUGUAUCCACAGUAUGUGGGCAGAGGCAAACCAUUUCUCACUCAAACUGAGAUAACAUCUCUGAUGCUGGAAAUGUUUUAUUCAAAGGGUGGAUUUACCAGGGAGUCAUAUUUGAAUCAGAAGUUUCACUGGGCAGUUUUGAGUAGUUCUAAGGGAAGGGAGGCCUCUGUUGAGGGUAAAUUUCUCAGAGGAAAAGGGUCAACCUCUUGGGGAGGCUUUGGGAGCCAUCUGUGUGGUCACUCAUGGCCUCAUUCUGACGUCCAAAUUGUCCUGGGACCCUCCACUAGGUUUGGGGCAGCCCCAGAUUUGGACCACCCUCCGCUCCCACGCCUAACCUCACACUCUCAGCUGUUUCACUGACGUUGCAUCAGAGAGGGUGAUGAAAUCAGUGUCAGCGGAUUUUACCCAUGGAUGCAACAGGCUGAAGGACUGGCCAGAGUCACUGACACUGUGCACCUUCAACUAUUCAGAACUCCUGGAGUUCUUAGCCAUGGUGUAGGGGCUGGAAUGCCUAAAUUGGACGUCUAGUCCUUGCGUACACUGGUGUCCCCAUCAAAAAACAAAAACAAAAACCUAGUAUCCUACACAUCCCAUGAAACUUUGGGCCUCUAAAGUUGAACAAUCAGAUGGGUGUUGGCAACAAGUGCCCCCUCCAACAGCCCCCCUACCCUGAACAGUGAGGCCUGAAGUGGGGAUGCAGUAACACUUUAUACAGCAUUUGUAUGGCUGCCCAGUUCUCAAAGUGCCUUCAAGUCCAUUCUGUCCCAGUGACAAUAACACUGUUUUCAAUGGAGAAAAAAAGCACUCUUAUUUUUGGAGGGCAUCUAGUGGGAACCAAACUUCAUUCUAAACCGAGCUUGCCCUCUUAUUGGGAAAUAAAUGAAUGCCUCUGUUUUGGUUUUUCUGCAGGCGGGCGGGGGGGAGGUAAGGAAAUUAGUUGGAGGGACAUAUCUUUGAGAGGCAAAAAAAUGAGGAAAAGGCUAAACAGGAAAGAACUUGAAACUAGGAUCAUUUAAAUAUUUGUUACUCUCACCCCACCCCCUUCUACAGCCAUUUCAAUUCCUGGAGAGCAUUACACAUAUGUCUCAUCCCAGGCUUCCAGCCACAGCAACCAUGCGAGUCAUUUCCCCUGGAACUGAGGCGGCAUACCUGGGCUCCCCAUGGAGGGGGAUGAUGCAGGGAGGGGAAUCCCACCUGCUGUGAGUCACCUGCUAGUAUAAAGGGCGGGUGUUACAAUGCAGGGACCUUAAAAAGGGACACAGAGACAAGGAGAGGAAAUUAAAGGAAGCAGCUCAGAACUUCAGUGAACAGAGGAAACCAAAACAGAGACGCAGAGAACAGAGAGAAUCAGGCUCUCUGUUCAGAGAGCAAGAAGAAGUGGGCAGAUUCCACAGGGACUGGUGCAAGGCACAGAGCCGGCUGGAUUUGAGAAGCAGGACCAAGAUGCUGGGUAGCAGAGCUGUGAUGCUGCUGCUGCUGCUGCUGCUUCUGCUGCUGCCACCCUGGGCUGCUCGGGGUCGGGCUGUGCCUGAAGGCAGCGGCCCCUCUUGGGCUCGAUGUCAGCAGCUCUCACAGAAGCUCUGCACGCUGGCCUGGAGUGCACAUCCAGCUAUGGGACAUGUGGAUCUUCCAAGAGAAGCAGGAGAAGAGGGAGAUGAUGAGACUACAAAUGAUGUGCCCCAUAUUCAGUGUGAGGAUGGCUGUGAUCCCCAAGGACUCAGGGACAACAGUCAGUCCUGCUUGCAAAGGAUCCACCAGGGCCUGGUUUUUUACGAGAAGCUGCUGGGUUCAGACAUUUUCACAGGGGAGCCUUCUCUACGCCCCGAUGGCCCAGUGAGCCAGCUGCAUGCCUCCUUACUGGGUCUCAGGCAACUUUUGCAGCCUGAGGGACACCACUGGGAGACCGAGCAGACUCCAAGUCCCAGUCCCAGCCAACCAUGGCAGCGUCUCCUGCUCCGCCCCAAGAUCCUUCGCAGCCUCCAGGCCUUUAUGGCUGUAGCUGCCCGGGUCUUUGCCCAUGGAGCUGUGACUCUGAGCCCCUAAAGCCGACAGCCUAAGGAUGACAUCCAGACCUUCAUGGCUCAUCAAAGCCAAGAUGUGAGCCAGCAAGUCAAUCAGCCCAUUAAUUCUAAUGGGACCUGUGUGUUGAAAAGUUACCAAUACUGGCAGACUUAUGAUGCUGACCUAGUUUUUGCUGAGUAUUUAUUAGAUGGGAAGGGAAAAUUUGGGAUUAUUUAUCCUCUUGGCAGCAGUUAAAGGGGGAGGAUUAUUUAUUGUAUUUAUACUGAAUUAUGUACUUUUUUCAAUAAACUUAUUUAUGUAAUAUCUGAGUCUCAUUUCUAGGUUUGGUUGGAAAAAAACAAAUGAAAAAAUAGGGACAAGGGACUACAAUAUGCACCCUUCUUCUACUCUGCAGAAGUAUGGUAGAGAGAGUUUCCCUUUGGCCCCUGGAGUAUAGCGUGACUGGGAUCUUUUUGGUCUUAAUCUCUGUAUGGCUAAGCAAGAUGAAAGAGAUUGCAAGGGGUUGAGAUUAGGAAAUGGGGCACCUCUCUUGCUCCUCUACCCAGUGCCUCCUUCCCUGCUUUCUGGGCCAAGAGUGUAUUUGGCCAAAGACAAAACCCCAAUCACUACAGGACCAAAAUCAGAGUUGUUUGAACAGGAA